GCCGGAAGUCCGGAAGGCUGCCUUCAGCACUGGGAAAACUGACAACUGAGUUUGCCGCUGAGUCUCCCGUCGCAAUCGUGGUUUCUCUGGUCACCCUUGGGAAGAAAUGUCUUCUGUUAAAAUAAAUCCCAAAAGGGAAAUGAUUUCUGAACUCCACAAUUCAGCUGCAGAAGGAGAUGUUGCAAAGCUAGCAGGAAUACUGAGUCAUUCUCCAUCUCUUCUCAAUGAGACUUCUGAGAACGGGUGGACUGCUCUAAUGUACGCAGCCAGGAACGGGCAUCCUGAUGUGGUCCAGUUUCUGCUUGACAAAGGAUGUGACAGAUCGCUUGUCAAUAAAUCGAGGCAAACCGCCCUGGAUAUUGCUGUGUUUUGGGGUUAUAGGCAUAUCGCUAACUUGUUAGCUAAUGCAAAAGGUGGGAAGAAGCCCUGGUUCCUAACCAAUGAAUUAGACGAGUGUGAAAAUUAUUUUAGCAGAACACUACUGGACCGGAAGAGUGACAAAAGAAAUAAUUCUGACUGGCUGCAAGCUAAAGAGAGCCACCCCACCACAGUUUACAUCCUCUUCUCAGACUUGAACCCCCUGGUUACCCUAGGUGGUAAUAAGGAAAGCUCGCAGCAGCCGGAAGUCAGGCUUUGCCAGCUGAACUACGCGGAUGUAAAGGGUUACUUGGCUCAACCUGAGAAGAUCACCUUGGUGUUCCUUGGAGUCGAGCUUGAGAUGAGGAAAGGCUCGCAGGCCCACACCGGAGGAGUCCCAGAAGAAGAGGAGGAUGGCCUGGUUGCGUGGUUUGCCCUCGGGAUAGAACCUGGAGCUGCUGAGGAGUUUAAGCAACGACAUGAAAACUGUUAUUUUCUCCAUCCACCAAUGCCAGCUCUUCUGCAGCUGAAAGAAAAAGAGGCUGGGGUCGUGGCUCAAGCAAGAUCGGUGCUUGCAUGGCAUAGCCGAUACAAGUUCUGCCCGACGUGUGGCAGUGCGACUAAUAUUGAGGAAGGUGGCUACAAAAGAGUGUGUGUACGAGAGAACUGCCCUAGUCUCCAAGGCGUCCACAACACAUCUUACCCGAGAGUUGAUCCAGUCGUAAUUAUGCAGGUCAUCCAUCCAGAUGGAACUAAAUGCCUUCUGGGUAGGCAAAAGAGAUUCCCCCCAGGCAUGUUCACUUGUCUUGCUGGAUUUAUCGAGCCUGGGGAGACAAUAGAAGAUGCUGUGCGGAGAGAGGUGGAAGAGGAGAGUGGAGUCAAAGUUGGCCAUGUUCAGUAUGUCUCUUGUCAGCCAUGGCCAAUGCCCUCCUCGCUAAUGAUUGGUUGUUUAGCUGUGGCAGUGUCUACAGAAAUUAAAGUUGACAAGAAUGAAAUAGAGGAUGCCCGAUGGUUCACUAGAGAACAGGUUGUGGAUGUUCUUACCAAAGGGAAGCAACAAGCAUUCUUUGUGCCACCGAGCCGAGCCAUUGCACAUCAGUUAAUCAAACACUGGGUUGGAAUGAACCCCAAUCUCUAAAUGAAGAAUACUAGCCUCUGUUGGACUAUUACUUAAUCUUUAACACUACUUAUUUCUCAAGAAAGAGUAGGUAUAUUUAUUGAUCUUUUGAAUCUUAUAACACAAAACUUGGGAGCUUCAAAAAUAGUUCAAGUGUUCUUCCCAUCAUUAACUAUAAAAUUGAUUGUUUUAUAAACUGGAGUGAUGCCUCGAGAUUUUCAUAAAUUUGGAGGCAGCCUGUGAACAUUUUUGUCAUGUUUCCCAAUUUUAUCUCAGAAAGCUAACUGUAUUUCUACCAAGAAAGAUAAUAUUGGAGUGAAGUGUGCUCCAGAAAUGAGAUAAACCUUAAUCUACCCCUUGUAAAGAGCGGAUUCCUUGUUGGAGAUAUGCGUCAAAAUUACUUAGAUGAAUUUUGAGGUUUUGUAUUUAUUUAGUGAUCUAAUUGUCAUUCUCCUGGCCUUCUGUUCUAGUGGUUACUCCUAGUGUGAUAUGACCAGUAUUGAGAAUGAUUUUUCUUUUAACACUUGACCCAUUACUGAUCUCAGAGUCCCAAACUCACAGGUAGAGCACUAAAAGCACAGGUGCGUGCCAUUGUACCUGGGACGGCACAGUUAAAUCCCUAGCCAACUGCCGCAUCUCUCUUUUACCUAAUGUUGCUAUUAAGACAGGUGAUGAUCCUCUAAUUUUUCACCUGAUUUUUAACAUUUUAGAAAGGAACUUCUGAAGUUCAGAAACUAAAUAUCAAGUCUAUUACCAUAUUAAAUAAAACACUAACUGUAAUUAAUUUUGUGAUGAGGGAUGUAUUUGUUUUGGCAAAAAAGUAAAAUAAAAUAAUUGAUGUCGGUAUUCAUUGUAUUGAAAUACAAUAUUUUGGCGUUAACCUUUUUCAUCAUAUCCUCAGAGCCUUAGAAUGGGGUUGCUAAGCUCUAGAGAAAGACAUUGCAGCAUUUCACCGUUUUACAAUAUAGAUACAUAUAUUUUACGUGACUGUCUUGUCAUUGUUUUGACUAUACAAAUUUACAUAUUUUGCCUCUUUACUAGUUUGUUAGAAUGUGAAGAGACCAGAAGCACAAUAGACGUCGAACAUGAUCAUUGUAGUAGCUUAUAGUAUUACAACUAAGCACUAGAUUUCCACUGCAGUAGGAAAUAGAAGCUAUUAAUAAAAGUAUCUGUAGACUAAGGAGCGAGUAAAAUGGCUCGGUUGUCAAGGUGCUUGCUCUGCUCUGCAAGCAUAAGGACUUGAGCUUAGAUCCUGUGCAAGCGUUUUAGAAGCUGUGUUUAGUAACAUCCAGAUCUAAACCCAGACCUAAAGAGGCAAAGACAUGGGUAUCCUGGGGUCUUGUUGGCCAGUAAGUCUGGUGAAUCACUGAACGCAAUAAUAACAGACCUUGCCUCAACACACAAGGCGGAAAGCUGGAGCUGGAGCAGAGGUGAAGAGCACCUUUUGUUCCUGCAGAGGACCAGGGUUUCGUUCCUAAGAUCCUCCUCCGGCAGGCCACGACCACCUGCAACUACAACUUCAGGGGAUCCAACACCCUCUGCUGGCCUCUACAGGCGUCUGCAUGAGUGUUUACAUAAGACACAGACACAUGAAUAGAAUGAUUGGGGAACAUACCUGACUUCUGUCUCUGCCCUACACAUACACACACACACACACACAAACACACACACACACACACACACACACACUAGAUAAAAAAGAGUGAUAUCAGCACUCAGGAAGAAUGAACUUACCUUAUCAAAUGUUUUUAAUUCAAAGUUUAACUAUAAUACUUAAAAAUGUAUUUAACCUAAGUAAUAUAACUUUCUUCGAGGCUUUACUUUACUAAUGAAUACUAUUGCUUAGCAGUUACUGAAGGGUUAUUAAAAUCAGAGCUUUGACCAAAAUAAAACCUACAUGGGACAUUUAUAUAUAUGGUAAGUUGGACCUAUAUAAUUAUAUUAAAAGAAUAUAUUUUGAGUGUUAUGAAAUAUGAUUAGCUGAAGUUCAUCUUUGCUCCAAAUAUGCUUUUACUAUUUGUCCAUUCUUAUAUUACAUUAUAAACUCCCACAUCCUUAAUGUUAAAUAGCAAAGUACAACACACAUGUUAAAAAUGUACAAAUUUAUUUUCAAAUUCCUAUUGUGCUUGGGGAAAUUUGUGAAUAAAUUACUGUUUUUAAUAAUCAUUCCUAAGUUGUGGCAUUAGAGAGGUGAGGAUAAAAUAUAAAUAUAAAUGGUUGCUACCUUAACCAAUUCUCGAGUGGCAAGUGCCACACAAGUAUUAAAUAGAAAUCUACGUAACAACUCAUUAAAAUGUAUUCUGUUUGUGUAUUGUGUGUGUUUUAAAUGUUUUGAUGAUUUUUUGACACAAGUAUAUAUUUUAGCCAGUAUCAUCUGUUUAUUAAUGAUGUUCAUAGGCAAAUGUAUACCUCUCUCUCUCUCUCUCUCUCUCUCUCUCUCUCUCUCUCUCUCUUUCUCGCUCUCUUUUUGAACUGCAAUCUGACUAUACCCCAACCUAUAUAGUUCUUAGAUUACACAUGGGCUCCACCAUAGCUGGUGAAAGAAUUAAAAUUUUGAUUUGGUGCACAAAUGUAGCCCAAUGAUAAUUUACUUGUGUAAUGCCUCCAAGGUACUGGGUUUAAACUCAAGCAUUUUUUUUAAUGUCUAUUUUAAAUCUUAAGUUUUGUAGUUUGAGGUAAAAUGUGUCAACAAAUGGGCUUGUAUGAUCUUAUGUUGUGAAUAAUUAAAGUCUUCAAAUUUAAAG
This is a messenger RNA of Mastomys coucha (southern multimammate mouse), 4218 nucleotides long. RefSeq names its product nudix hydrolase 12 (gene Nudt12). Gene Ontology annotation, molecular function: metal ion binding; NADH pyrophosphatase activity; protein binding. The coding region runs from base 107 to 1495 and encodes 462 amino acids. Gene Ontology annotation, biological process: NADP+ catabolic process; NAD+ catabolic process. Lineage: Eukaryota; Metazoa; Chordata; Mammalia; Rodentia; Muridae. Gene Ontology annotation, cellular component: cytosol. The transcript has 7 exons. The record is from RefSeq and is a predicted model, not a curated record.